AGUUUGUGCAUAUCUCGAGUUAUUUUUGUUUGUUUGUUUGUUGAACUAAAAAUCAGAUAUAAAAGUCAAAAAAAGUACAAGCCUAUCAGCCGUUUUCUCUCUACUGCUCCAUCGCACCGUAGCUCCGCCGUAACUCCACCGUAGCUCCACCGGGUCUCCAGUCUUUCAAAGAAACAGCGGGAUUGAUAGGGUAACUAGGUUAAAAACUGGGCAAAACGUCCCCUUAUGUGAAUAUGACACAAAGGGGAGGCUGUAAAUCUAGGGACGUAGAUUUCAGUUCACGCUUUUCAAAAAUUCUCUGACAUUUGCUUUAUCGCGAUAGUAUAACUUUUGGUGUUCUGGUUAGAAAUGGAGUACUAUUUUCCGAGUAAAGAGAAGGAUAAUAACGAUUCAGCUUUGCUGAGGGGUCGUAUGGAGGGUAUGACUACAGGGUCGACAGAUAAUGGUACACGUGGCUUGUAUACGGAAGACUCGUUUAACGUUGCAGAACUAAUGAAUUUCGAUACAUAUGCUGGAUGGUGUAACAGCCCCACUAAUUUGUCUGACCAGAUGUUUGCAUACUCAUCCCCUCUCACUGCUCCUUCCACAAAUUACUCAUCCUUUGAUGGAUUCAACUUCACACAUCAGUAUAAUUCAGGAAUGCCCGUAGUAGAUGAUGACAUUAUGGGGAGUCCGUUUGGUGAAGAUAAAGUGAUUUUUCGUCAAAUAGACAGCCAAAUGACCUCUGCAACAAAUUGUGCUGAUGAUGGGUAUUUGUUGGUCGAGGCGAAAGAUGAGAGCUCAAGUAAACAUGAUUUGAUAGAAAGUGUAGUGAACAAUGUGAUUCCAAGGCCUCCUGUGCUUACACUGGCCGAGAAAAUGCUUAAAGCAUUGAAUCUGUUCAAAGAGUGGUCUGGUGGGGGUAUUUUAGCGCAAUUGUGGGUUCCAAUGAAGAAUGGGGAUCAGUACAUCUUAAGCACCUGUGAACAGCCUUAUUUACUUGAUCAAACACUUUCUGGAUAUCGUGAAGUGUCUAGGUCAUUUACCUUUGCAACGGAAUCAAAACCGGGCUCUUUUCUUGGCCUUCCUGGUCGUGUUUUUGCCUCAAAGAUUCCAGAGUGGACCUCAAAUGUGAUGUACUACAAUAAAGCUGAGUACCUGCGGGUACAAUACGCUGUUGAUCAUGAAAUUCGAGGAUCUAUUGCUUUACCUAUUUUCGAUGAUGAUUCGCGUGAAAAGUCGUGUUGUGCUGUUCUAGAACUGGUUACCAUGAAGGAGAAGCCCAAUUUUGAUUUGGAGAUGGAAAAUGUUUGUCGUGCACUGCAGGUUGUGAAUUUGACAAGCACUGUACCUCAAAGACAUUGCCCCAAGAGUCUUUCUAAGAAUCAAAAAGCAGCUUUAGCUGAGAUUACAGAUGUUCUGCGUGCUGUUUGCUAUGCCCAUCGACUACCUCUUGCACUCACAUGGAUUCCAUGUAGUUACUUAAAAGAUAAUGGAGGAUGCAAUAGGAGUGCGAACAAGAAAUGUGUACUGUGCAUCGAGGAUUCUGCCUGUUAUGUGAACGACAAAGAUAUAAAAGGCUUUGUACAUGCAUGUGCUGAACAUUAUCUGGAGGAAGGACAAGGUAUUGUUGGGAAAGCGCUUCAAUCAAAUCACCCCUUCUUCUACCCUGAUGUGAAGGAAUACCAUAUAAGCGAGUAUCCUCUUGUUCAUCAUGCCCGGAAAUUUGGCCUAAAUGCUGCGGUUGCAAUCAAGCUAAGAAGUAUUUAUACCGGUGACGAUGACUAUAUACUAGAACUGUUUCUUCCUGUUAAUAUGAAAGGAAGUAAAGAGCAACAACUCUUGCUCAAUAACCUCUCCAGUACAAUGCAGAGGAUAUGUAAGAGUUUGAGGACAGUGUCAGAUGCCGAUUUGCACGGGAUAGACAAUUCAAGAGAUAAAUUAUACGAUGUGGAAACUAGAAAGUCACCAGCAAUAUCGUUAUCGAGGAGGAGUUCUGAGCAGUCGCUUAUUAGUGGGAAUAUAUGCACCAUUGAUCCCAUGACUCAAAAUAUAUCUGAAUCAGUACCCAUAGUAAUAGAAGCUGAUGGGACUCGCGGACAGACGAUGACUGGAUCAAGGAAACAGACGGAGAAGAAGCGAAGUACAGCUGAGAAGCACGUGAGCUUAAGUGUUCUCCAACAAUACUUCUCUGGUAGUCUUAAAGAUGCUGCCAAAAGCAUCGGUGUGUGCCCAACGACUCUCAAAAGGAUAUGCAGGCAACACGGAAUCUCAAGAUGGCCUUCUCGCAAAAUAAAUAAAGUGAACCGUUCUUUGAGGAAAAUACAAAUUGUCCUGGACUCUGUUCAGGGUGUGGAAGGAGCACUCAAGUUCGAUCCAACCACUGGAGGGCUCGUGGCCUCAGGCUCCAUUAUUCAAGAACUCGACUCUGGCAAAAGAUUCGCAUUUUCCAACAAAGAUCAAUCAAUCGAAAACCCUAAUAAUCCGGCAGUAAUCCACAACUCAAAAUCCACAUCAUACAUGGACUUCGAAACCACCACCGUGAAAAUGGAAGAGGAGUGUCUAUUAGAUGGAAACCAAGUGGUGGGUGAGUGUCAAAACAAUGUGAUAUGGCCAACUUCUCCGAAUUUUCUAGCAGUGCCUUCAAAAUCCCAUUUCAUUCAUCAGAACUCGAGCUCCAUUAUUGAAGCUGGCAAUGAAUUAGAUGUAAAAGAUGAUGCUGGAAUGGAUAGAGGCGAUGGAAUUGUCGAGCACACCCAACCCACUUCCUCGGGCAUGACGGACUCCUCAAACGGUUCUGGAUCCGGAUCCGGAUCAGGAUCCGGGUCGUUGAUGAACGAUAGCUCCUCGAGUUCUCGAAGCUUCCGAAGAGGGCAUAUUCGUAAAAACGAGACGAGCUGUGGCGACAGUGGCUCGAAGAUUGUAGUGAAAGCGACUUACAACGAAGAUACGGUUCGGUUUAAAUUCGAGCCUUCUGCCGGGUACUUUCAACUGUACGAAGAAGUGGCGAAGAGGUUUAAACUGCAGGUAGGGCAAUUCCAGCUCAAGUAUUUGGACGAUGAAGAGGAAUGGGUGAUGUUGGUUAGUGACUCCGAUUUGCAAGAGUGUCUCGAUAUUUUGGAUUUUGUUGGCACUCGAAAUGUGAAGUUUCUUGUCCGUGAUGUGGCGAGCGGUGUAGGAAGUUCUGGUGGCAGUAAUGGCUUCUUGGGGGAGGGGUCUUGAUAAAUUAUCUACAAUGAAGAUUACUAUUAUUAGUUUUUUUUCUCUUUCUUUUUUUUAUUAGUUGAUGCCAUGUUUGUACUGCUGUACAUGUGUUUGUAGAAAUUAUGAAGGUUGUAGAUGAGAGGUGUUAGUUUUUUUUUUUGUGCGGUUAGAACUGCAAUAGAAAGAAAAAAAGCACUACAAUGUAACAUCUUAAAAUAGAAUUUUGUUUUUUGAUUAAUGUUCAUAUUUCCUUAUGUUUAAUGAUA
Messenger RNA from Erythranthe guttata (spotted monkey flower), 3449 nucleotides. RefSeq names its product protein NLP9. The record is from RefSeq and is a predicted model, not a curated record. Gene Ontology annotation, molecular function: DNA-binding transcription factor activity; protein binding. NCBI's taxonomy places the organism in Eukaryota, Viridiplantae, Streptophyta, Magnoliopsida, Lamiales, Phrymaceae.